UGGCUUCAUUACCAUUUCUGAGGUCCUCAUUUAUUCCGUCUCCGCCGUUAGAUUCUGAUUUUGCUUCCUCUUCUGUACAUUCUCCGCUGAUGUACUGACUGAAGCAUCCAUCAAACACCUUCGAACAAUUCAACUCUUCCGCCGCCGAUGACGAGUAUUCUGGCGAGACACCCUCCGUCUCUGCCGCCGGCGGUUGGCGACGGUUUUAAUAUCAAGGGAUCCGAUUGCAGAAUCCUCUGUUUCGGAUACUCAAAUUCGGACCCCCGAAUCCGUGCCCGCUUCAGCAGCGCUCGCAGACAGAGGCGAUUUAGGGUUUCGUGGCCCGUUCGAUCUGGUAAAUUGGACGAUGGCGUUGAAGGAGAUGAUGAAUCUGACGAGGACGGUUCGAACCGGGAAGAUUCUGAAGAGAACAGAAUUAACCGUGUUAACAGUGACAAACUUAGAGAGAAUCUUGAAAAAAUUGUUGGGGUGGAUGACUCCAGAUUCAGUGGGAUAGAUCUCGCAACUCUUAUACGGAAUAAAUAUGGGAGGUCAUAUGAUGUUCAAUUGAUCAAGAAGGAGUUCAUGGGCAGAAAUCUCCUUGCUAUGAAUGUCAUGUGGAAGUACAUGGAGCAGAGAUCAUUUCCACUGACCGAAGAAGAGUACAUUUUGAGGCUCGAUGACGUGGCAACUAAUUUAAGAUGUUGGGGAGCUGUCUCGCAUGUCCGAAGCAGUCUUGAGAAGUCGAAAGAACGGCCUCGGAUUGGAAAGGCAGUGAGCAUCUUUAUAGAUAUGGACGAGUCUGGGGGUCGUGCAAACGAGUGGAUAUAGAAGUAGGCCAUUACCACGAAACAUUUUGAAUUUUAUAGGGCGCAAAAUGUACGCCACCGAUUCUUGGGUACAAAUUAGUGAAUUACAAUAGCAAAGCUGGGAACAGAGGCGUUGGGUACUGCAUCCGAUCGUAGCAUUGAAACGAACAUUGAAGACGUGCCUGCUGCUCUAUCUUCUGCAAUAUCAUUGCAAGAGAAGAACAACUUUGUAAAGUUUGAAUUUGAAUAAUAUAUGUUAAGUUUUUCUGCCUUCUUUUGUAAAUCUCAAUGAACAAGUAAUGUUGUUUUGUGUAGAGUAAUUUAGUGCCUUCUGUUGAAUCAAGACUGAUUCCU
Erythranthe guttata (spotted monkey flower) is the source of this 1142-nucleotide messenger RNA. Lineage: Eukaryota; Viridiplantae; Streptophyta; Magnoliopsida; Lamiales; Phrymaceae. The record is from RefSeq and is a predicted model, not a curated record.